AUGGUGGGGAAAAAGUCAGGAAAGGCUCUUCGGGAUGAAGGCCUGGAGCGGACAGACAACAACAUGGAUCUUUCUAGCUGGCCACAAGUCCAAGCAAUUAACCAGAAGAACUACUAUACCGACUACCUCAAACGAGACGACCAGUACCUGGCAUUCAGAUUGCAAAAUGAAGAAGCGAGAACAAAGAUGACCAAGUCCGCAAAGGACAGGGACCGUGCGCUUGCAAUGGCAAAGACUGAACCCGCGGAGGCGGAGGCGGAAGCCGACGGUGAUGCCAAUAUGGAAGAUGCGGAGGAGGAGACCCCGGCCGAGACAGUGGGAUCGAAAGUCAUUGUCAUUCACAUCGGUAGUCAAAAUUUGCGCAUUGGGUUGUCGAGUGACGCAUUGCCAAAGACAGUACCGAUGGUGAUUGCGAGGAAGUCGAAAACAAGCGAGAGCGAAGACCAGGAGGAACCCAACCCGAAACGGCAGAAGCGAGAAGAUGGGACAUUCGAAGAACCAGAGCAGCUGUUUGGACCAGAUUGGUCCGCUCAUUUUAGCAAAAUGUCGGCUGAACUGAAAGUCCAUAUGCGCCAGAACAAGCGACGAAUGUUGCCCAACUCUAAGGAAAUGGUGGUCAAUUUCAACCGAAGGACGGUCCCGGAGACCAUCUCCGAGCACAAUGAUCCUAUGCGCAUUGAGUGGACGGAGCUCUCAAAUCCCCCGCCGGAGUACAUUGUUGGACAGCCUGCACUGAGGGUUCCAGACACAUCAAAUCCUCGCUACAAACUCUACUGGCCAUUCCAACAUGGAUGCUGCAACGAAAAGGACUAUACCAGCAAGCGGAUGUUGUUCCUUGAUAUCGCGUUGAUUCUUGAAGAUGCCAUCAAGACUCAACUUGGCUUGACUAGCAAGAAGGAUUGGCCCCAGUAUUCCUGCGUCUUCGUUAUUCCUGAUCUCUACGAAAAGUCCUACGUCACCCAGGUCCUGGAGAUGCUGAUGCGGGAGUUCGCAUUUGCCCGGGUGUGUUUCGUCCAAGAGAGUCUCGCUGCAACCUUUGGUGCUGGAUUUACCUCAGCAUGCGUGGUUGAUAUUGGAGCACAAAAAACAUCCAUUUGCUGCGUGGAAGAAGGCAUGUGCGUGGAGAACUCUCGAGUAAACUUGAAGAUGGGUGGUCGCGACGUCACCGAAACCUUCAUCAGAAUGAUGCUUCAUGACCAUUUCCCUUACGCCGAUAUUGAUCUAUGGCGGAGAUAUGACUUUUUGCUUGCAGAAGAGCUCAAAAGGACCAUGUGUACUAUGAAUGAAGCUAGUGUCUCCCCACAGGUCUUCGACUUCCACCUCCGGGCAGCCGGGCAAGACACCCAGAAGCACACUUUUAAAGCUUUUGACGAGGUUCAUCUUGCACCGAUGGGUUUCUUUGAGCCAACUAUUUUCGAUAACUCCCAGAAGCUUGUUGGCCGACACAGAUUGAUCAGCCGGUCUGUUGACAUCUAUGAUGGCCAAUCUAACGACCCUGUCUCUGCAGCUCAAUCUGAAAUCCUGACAGCCCUUGCUCCUCAGCGUCCCAAGGCUAAUGGGGAGUCCACCCCCGUGGAUGUCCAAGCAACCCCUAGCAAGCCUACAAACCCCAGUGCAUUGAGUCGAGUACAAGAGCAAGAAGCUACACCCCACUCUUCCGCUCCAGGCUCACCGGCUCCAGAGACAACUGGUGCACAGGCUGGUGCCAGUACAGCCGUUACAACAGCCCAGACAUCUCGUCCCACUAUUGAAUACCACGAUGACGUGUUGCCUGUGUACGCUUUGGACAAUGCGAUUUUAACAUCAAUUGCUCACGCCGCUCGUUCAGAUGACAAGAAAAUGCGAGACUUCAUUGGUGGAAUCAUGGUCAUAGGUGGUGGUACUUUGACCAGUGGUUUCAAUUUGUUCUUGGAAGAACGGCUUCAAAGCUUGCGCCCGGGAUAUGCGAAAGAAAUCAUGAUUGGUGUUCCGCCAAGAGAUUUAGAUCCCCAGGUUGUUGUGUGGAAGGGUGCGAGUAUCUUCGGCAAACUGAAUGCUACCAACGAUAGUUGGAUUGGCCAGCUGGAGUAUGACCGCCUGGCCGGUGCCCGUGACUGCUCACCCCUACCCCCGACUCCCGAGAGAAUCCGUCAACCCGCCGCCACUGAACCUCAACCUGUUCCUGAACUUUCGGCUUCUACUAUUCACGACAACGAAGGCGAAGUUGAUUUUGAAGACCGCAGUCUUAGCCCUUUGAGUCCCAUCCGCCCAGCUGAUUACUCCGACAACGAGUCUGAUCUUCCCUCUCCUGCUGAAAACGCCGUACAACGCGACAGCCCUUUGAGUCCCGUGUACUCGUCUAAUUCGUCCAAUUUCUCCUGCGCGCCGUCAAGCUUUGUUGAUUCGAGCUCUGAAAGACCUGAAACGGAAAGCCCCGAUACUGAACUGUCCAGAGACGGGUCCACCAUUGGCACUGUUUCGGACACUGAUACUGAUUCGGACCUCACCACUAACUGGUCCGAUUCUGAAGCAUCAAGCACUGAAUCCAAGGACAGCCCAGACACCAGCAUCGGCAACUCUCAAGACUCUACCCCAAACGAGGAAACCCCCUCAUCCUCACCUACACCCUCGCGCUCGUCCUCACUCUCACCUACUCCGCCCUCCCCUCCACACACCCGUGCUCAAACCCGCUCUCAAAGCCGCACCCAAGCCGGCAAUUAA
Penicillium odoratum is the source of this 2700-nucleotide messenger RNA. RefSeq names its product putative chromatin remodeling complex subunit (Arp8). Gene Ontology annotation, cellular component: Ino80 complex. The coding region runs from base 1 to 2700 and encodes 899 amino acids. Gene Ontology annotation, biological process: double-strand break repair; regulation of DNA-templated transcription. The transcript is spliced from 6 exons. The record is from RefSeq and is a predicted model, not a curated record. NCBI's taxonomy places the organism in Eukaryota, Fungi, Ascomycota, Eurotiomycetes, Eurotiales, Aspergillaceae.